CUCCCGGCGGAGGCGGCCGCGGCCUGGGCAGGGGCCGGGGGAGCGGCGCGGCGCGGCGGGAAAUGGCGGCCGGGCCGGCCUGAGCUGAGGGGACCGAGCUGCACCAUGAGGCUGCUGCGAGCCCUUCUGCGCUGCGCUGCCCCGGGCAGCGCCUCCCCGGGCAACAUCCCGCAGCAGGUGGACUUCUACUCACGCUUCUCCCCUUCGCCGCUCUCCAUGAAGCAGUUUCUGGACUUCGGAUCUGAAAAUGCCUGUGAAAAGACUUCAUUUAUGUUUCUGCGACAAGAGUUGCCUGUGAGAUUGGCAAACAUAAUGAAGGAAAUAAGCUUGCUUCCAGACAACCUCCUAAGAACACCUUCAGUUCAGCUGGUGCAGAGCUGGUAUGUCCAAAGUCUUCAGGAGAUUCUUGACUUUAAGGACAAAAGCUCAGAAGAUUCAGGGACUAUUCAGAGUUUUACAGAUACUGUGAUAAAAAUCCGGAAUCGGCACAAUGAUGUAAUUCCUACGAUGGCUCAAGGAGUGAUAGAGUACAAGGAAAGCUUUGGCAUUGAUCCAGUGACCUCACAGAACGUGCAGUAUUUUUUAGACCGCUUCUACAUGAGUCGCAUUUCAAUCAGAAUGCUCUUAAAUCAACACUCUUUACUGUUUGGUGGGAAAAUUAAUCCAGCUCAUCCAAAACACAUUGGAAGCAUUGAUCCUAACUGCAAUGUUGUUGAAGUUAUUAGAGAUGGCUAUGAAAAUGCAAAGAGACUUUGUGAUUUAUAUUAUAUGAGCUCUCCAGAACUUAUCCUUGAAGAGUUGAAUGUUAAAUCACCAGGACAGCCCAUGCAAGUGGUGUAUGUGCCAUCACAUCUCUAUCACAUGGUUUUUGAACUUUUCAAGAAUGCAAUGAGAGCCACCAUGGAACAUAAUGCUGAUCACUGCAUUUAUCCUGCAAUUCAUGUACACAUCACAUUGGGAAAUGAGGAUUUAACUGUGAAGAUGAGUGACCGUGGUGGUGGUGUUCCUAUGAGGAAAAUUGACAGACUGUUCAACUAUAUGUAUUCAACAGCACCACGUCCUCGUGUUGAGACAUCACGAGCUACACCUUUGGCUGGAUUUGGUUAUGGCUUACCCAUAUCACGUCUGUAUGCACAGUACUUCCAAGGAGACCUGAAACUCUAUUCCUUAGAAGGCUACGGUACAGAUGCAGUUAUUUACAUCAAGGCCUUAUCAACAGAAUCAAUUGAAAGACUCCCUGUAUACAACAAAGCAGCCUGGAAACAUUAUAAAGCAAACCAUGAAGCUGAUGAUUGGUGUGUGCCAAGCAGUGAGCCAAAGGACAUGACCACUUUUCGCAGUAUGUAGCUUUUUCCUCAGCAGCUCCUAAGAAGUAGGUUUGUCUGCAAAGGGAAUUUAGAAGACCUGAUUUAUACCAAGACAUUGAUCCACUUUUGAUACAUGAAAGUAAUUUUAAGUGGUGUAACAGAAAGCUUAGUGUAAUUAGGCUUUUCUGAAAUUAAAAAAGCAACAGCCACCAAAACCCCCAAACCUGCAUUUAUAAGGAAAGGUCAUACUUAAUAUUCUUUUUUUUAUGACUGCUCUAAGAGCCAAGUCAAAGGAGCGGUAUUUUUGUUUUUAUAGGGAUCAGUGCAACAGCUAUUACGUCUGGUAUUAAUUUGUACAAUUACAAAACAAGUUUAUUAGAAAAACUAUUGAAAAAGCUCACUGAAACAUUCUUCCAUUAUACGAUUCUACAGAUUAAUGAAAAACUCGUGUAAGAAAUACUGAGCUCAUUGCUAUGCCUUUGCAACUGUAUGGCACUUUCUUUUACCUUAAGCAUGCUGAAGCUUAAUUUUGUGAAGUUAGAUAUGUUGCCUACAUCAAGGGUUUUUUUCAGCUGUAGAAAUCACACCUCUGUAAGGAAAAAAAACGUAAAAAGCUACUACUGGUAUAAUGUAUCUCAGGUAUGUGGCAUCAAUUGUAUUUCUUUGGUUGUAAUGUGAAUAUAUAAUAGAUGUGAAAUAUAUAUCUUGCCCUUAUCAUUGUGAAUUUAAAAAUAGCACUGGCUUGUGUACAGUAGAGAAAUGUUGUCUUGCAUUUGCCUGUAUUUCUGUAGGUCAUACCAAAAUGCAGUAUCAACAUUUUAGCCUUUGUAAGAUCUCAGACUUGGGUAUGUCAGGUUCAGCUGUAAAUGGAAACUAUUUUAAUAAACAGAUUAUUAAAAUUUGUCUGUAAUAGGGCAUCUCUAUUACUUUGACAGUAUAAACUACCUUCUCAGGAGUAAGUGGAACUAACAGUUUUUGAAAAUACCUUUGAAUUUGUGAUAAGUUUCUGGCCUCAUUUUUGUAGUAACUGGAAGUCACACUAUAACAUAAACAUGAUAACCAGAAUAUAUUAAUCAGUCAAAGACAGAACAUAGAGGGAAAGAUAGAGAGUGGAAUGAAUCUUGUAUUUCAGAUACAGAGUCCUUAAAGAAUUCAACUUAAUGCCUACUGUAUGUGCUUUGUUCAAAUCACAUGCAAUCCAUGUUGCACCUUGAUCCCUGUAAUUCCUGAAAAUUUUUGGAGUGAUGCAGUUAAAGCCAUUGAAAACUAAUCCUAUUCUCAGUUAAUUAAACUGCAUGUAAUUCUGUGGGUUUUAUUCUGCAGCAGACAAGCAUAAUCCCUCUCAGAAACAAUAAACCUAGCUUUUGCUAGUUUACUAUCUCUGUGCAGAGAAGGUGAGAUACUACAAAUGAAGGGGAUGGUUGGGAUGUUGGAAAUUAAAGUCAUGCUACUCUAGCUGUAGCUGAAUCAGAUUCAAGAUUGAUCACUUGCUACCUCCCUAGCCAAGUUCUGCAAAACAAUGAAAUGGUUUUAAAGCCUGGUUAAGAUAAUAUAGAUAACUUUAAUAAUAGAAGUGCAUUACAGACUAGGCUGUAUACACAGUUAAACGUGACAGUCUGAAGGAGGAUUAUUUUAUCUUCAUUGCCACCAGAACAGUAGGGUUACCUAUACAACUCAAGCUUGUGGGCACCUUUGAGGUCCCUAUUUUUUUUUCUUACAAGGAUGCAAGGUGGUAACUGGCACACCUCUCAAUCUUCAUGGCUCCAGGUGUUCUCUUCCUUUGGCCCUGCAAGAGGACAUGAGAAAUGCCACAUUGUGUAAAAUGGGGCCUGUACAAAUGUUGGGAUGGACACUUGCAGCUAUUGCUUUUGCUAAACUAAAGCUGAAAGUUACAGCAAGGGUUUUUAAAAACUCAGGUCUAAAGCUGAGCAUUCUAGCCUUUAAAUCUUUUAACUAACUCAAUUAAUUUUAGUAAUCGGUAUUUCUGAAGAAAAGCUAACGGUUUGUUUUCUACAAAGUCUAUUAAGUAUUUUAGAUAUUACUGUAAUGAAGUCUCAUGUUCUCAGCUAAAUUGAAUUCUGAUUACUAGAGCAACUUGCUCUAUGAUUAUAUUUGUAGUUAUCUACUCACCUGCCACCCCAAAUGAUUGUGGUGAAAACACAAAUGCACAGUGUUCUGAUUUACAAUAUUUAAUCCUAGUUAAAAAUUUGAUCUUUAAUAACUUUUGGUUUAAAUAGAAGUGCAGAAGGCAAGUUUUGUGUUUAGAAUUUUCAUUACUAUACUGAAGUAAUUGUGAACACACUGGUCAAGUUGAAGGGAAUCACUACAGAAAAGUAGUAUACUAUCAAAAUGCUGAGAUUAAUAGUUUUGUAUGCAAAUUAGCUCAGUCUUGCACUAUAAAAUUAAUCUUGGUUUGUGUUAAUUUUUUGAAAGAAUUGCUGCAUUUAUUCAUUAAAACUGUUGUAAAAAAUGAAA
This is a messenger RNA of Oenanthe melanoleuca, 3782 nucleotides long. RefSeq names its product pyruvate dehydrogenase kinase 1 (gene PDK1). Gene Ontology annotation, molecular function: pyruvate dehydrogenase (acetyl-transferring) kinase activity. Gene Ontology annotation, cellular component: mitochondrion. The coding region runs from base 106 to 1347 and encodes 413 amino acids. The transcript has 11 exons. The record is from RefSeq and is a predicted model, not a curated record. NCBI's taxonomy places the organism in Eukaryota, Metazoa, Chordata, Aves, Passeriformes, Muscicapidae. Gene Ontology annotation, biological process: protein phosphorylation; regulation of glucose metabolic process.